AUGGCGGACAGAGAUUUGUCGUUAGGACCCAGGGAAGGUGUCUCGUAUCCGAUUAGAGUUCUGUAUUGCGGUAAUUGUUCCAUGCCAAUAGAGUAUUGUGAAUAUUAUCCCGAAUACGACAAAUGCAAACAAUGGUUGGAGAAGAAUUUGCCAACCGAAUUCGAGAAAGUUAAAAUAGACGAAGAUGAUAAUGGCGGGGAAGGUGAAGAAAAGAAGCGGCAAAAGCGCGGCGGUAAGGGGAUGCUGAAGUCUAAGAAGAAAGAAGACGUCCCUAAAUUAGUUCAAGUUUCACGCGCUCCUAGAGGCAAGAAAAAGUCUGUUACGGUUGUCUCCGGGCUUAGUACUUUUGAUAUUGAUUUAAAAGUAGCUGCAAAGUUCUUUGGCACAAAAUUUGCUUGUGGAUCAUCAGUGACUGGUGAUGAUGAAAUUGUAAUACAAGGAGAUGUCAAGGAUGAUCUGUUCGAUGUAAUACCAGAGAAAUGGCCUGAGAUUGAUGAAGACAGUAUUGAAGAUCUCGGAGACCAGAAGAGGUAG
Leptosia nina is the source of this 534-nucleotide messenger RNA. The record is from the annotation of a GenBank genome assembly. Lineage: Eukaryota; Metazoa; Arthropoda; Insecta; Lepidoptera; Pieridae.